This is a messenger RNA of Dromaius novaehollandiae (emu), 3393 nucleotides long. RefSeq lists its product as uncharacterized. NCBI's taxonomy places the organism in Eukaryota, Metazoa, Chordata, Aves, Casuariiformes, Dromaiidae. The transcript has 5 exons. The coding region runs from base 67 to 1140 and encodes 357 amino acids. The record is from RefSeq and is a predicted model, not a curated record.
CCGGCCGCGGUCCCGCCCCGCUCCCGCCCCGGCGCCGCCGGCGGAGCCAGCGCGGAUCGGCCCAGCAUGGAGGGGACGCGGCGCGCCCUGCUCCGCCUCGCCGCCGCCUGCUGCCUGCUCUGCGCCCUGCCAGGAGAGGGGCAGAAGACAGCAGAAACUUUGGUGACACCGUCACCUUUUCUCAGCACGAUGCCAACCUCACACCAGCCCAGCGAAGCUGCUGACCUCAAUCCAGAGACUACCAGCAGUCCUGAGACAAGCUUGGAGAAAAACAUGACUGCUACAACGACCAAUGGCACUGGAGCCCACACUACGGAGAAGGAUGCCUCCACCUCCACCACCCCCGUGGCAGGCAAUGAGGCAGAGGGACUGCAGGCUUCCCCCACCGCCAGCUCUGGGGACGUCGUGGUUACACACCAUGAGCACCGCAACGUGAGCCUGUCAGUUAACAGCAGCACUGAAAUCCCCUCCCCUUCCCCGGCUGCCAGCAGUCGGGAAGAAAAUCCACCUGGCAACGAAGGCACGGAGCCCUUGAGCACAGCGGAGGAAGUGGAUGCAGGCAGUGCAACCCCAACGCCGCCGCCGAACAGUGUGCCAGCAACAACCAACAGCUUGCAGUUGGGGCCAUCUGACAGCCAGACUGUGGGAUCUACAAUGACGAGAUCUGGGACCACACCAGGGAUGAGCCCUGGGAGUGCCACAGAGGAGGGCACCAUGGAGCCACAAACUGCCUCUGCCCCCUUCUCCACCAAAGGGAGCAUGUCCUCUGCUACUGCCUCCAGUGCUGUGACAGUGACCCCCGUUGUGACCACCUCCACCCCUACCAGCACAGCUGCUGUUACCACCAACGCAUCUGCACUAGAGCAGCCAGUACCACCCAUGCAUGAGAAAGCUUCUGUGUUGGAUGUUGGUGAUGAUGAAAAUCCAGAGCUGCCCAGCUCUCCUUUGGAUGAGACAACAAGGGCUGAUCCUUUGGUAAUCGCAGUGAUCUCUGUCUUCAUUGUCAUGGUGGGCAUCCUAGGCCUGGUGGGCUUCUUGAGAUACCGCCAGCAUAACAGCCGCAUGGAGUUUCGGCGCUUGCAGGACCUGCCUAUGGAUGACAUGAUGGAGGACACCCCACUCUCACUCUACAGCUACUAGGCAGCCAGGCUGUCCUCCGCCUGGCAGGCUGAACUUCCCAGAGGAGAAGGCCUCGAGGACUUGGUCCCGGAUGAGCUGCUGAGGAAUGAGUGGCUGUGAUUUGCACACGACUGAAAGAUCUUUUUCAAACGGCUUUUGGUUUUAGACUUUUUUAAAUAGUUCAAUGUUGACGUUUUUAUGCUGGGAAUCGGAGCCCAGGUCUGGCCCUUCCUCCAGGCUCUCCUCGAAAAAAUGCCCCAAAGAGGCGCUUUCUCCUUUUAGUGUUGUGGCCAGUUAGCCAAGACAGUGUUUGCCAGCAUGCUCUCAAGGGGCUCUUCUGCCCACCUUGGCAGCUGCUGCUUUCAAAGAAGGUGGGCAAGUGAUCCACACAAGAGCUCUUACACUGGUGGUGUCAGCACAGUGCCAGCAAAGGAGACUGUUGCUUCCCAAGGGACCUGAGGAUGGGGAGAUCAGUUCUCUUGGGCUCCCUCUUGUUCUGUAUCUUUUUAAGUUUUUCUUUUUUCUUGCACUUUUUUUGUUCCUGUUUCAGCUUUAGUGCUGGGUGUGGCACUGCCCAUCCUAAAAUGCCUGCCAGGAGGAUGGCAGACUGCUCUGCUUCCUUCCUACAUGCAUACCUUUUCUCUUCAACCAGGGAAAACAGUUUUGUGACCACUGGAGAAGUGCCCUUGCUACCUAAUGUUGCUUUGAAGUUGCCAGGAGGGAAUGAACAUAAUUUUAGCCUAAAAGGGUUCGAUAGGACUCAGUCUGUUGCCAAUUAGACACACUAAUUUGGUCUCACCAAGAUCAGGAGUCUGGGUCUCCCAGAGCUGAUGCUUUCAGCAUAUGCAUAAACUUCUUACCCAAGCUCAGUAAAUGCUUUAGUCCAUUUCCCUCUCUGGACUGACACAUACCUUUCCUCAGGUACCUUUCAUUUUGCUGCUAGCAUCUCAUUGCUGAAAGUUAUUGUACAAAACUGGUACUGAACUAUCCCUCCUCUGUAAGUGCAAGAUCAAAGUUCCUUUCUAACAUUGGUCUUUGAGGCCAGCUGAUGUCUUGUCAUGAGGACAAAUCCUGGAUGCAGGUGCCUUCCUCCCCUUCCCUUUCUAGGUGUUAGGAUGAUUAGAUUCUGCCCUUUUGCCUCAAGAUAUCACUGCUGUAAACUGCAUCCAAGGUGUUGCACCAAGGCUCCUGAGCUCCCUCAAGGAAAACCAUGGACCAGAGCCUCUGAGUGCAAGUCUGAGGAUCUUCACAUGUCCUGGCUGCAGAAAGACCAGAUUUGCGCAUGGCAGGAUUCCAAGUGUUGUAUGGAAGUCUUCAUGUAAGUAAUACCUGUUCCUGUUUGCUAGUUCCCAUUUGACAACAGGUAAAGAGAAACACAUGCCCAUCUCCCCUUCUCUAGACUGAUUUUUGAUGAAGCCAGUUGCUCCCUCAGGCUGCAGCAAGGGCUAGAGAUCUUCUAUCACAUUGCUCUUACAAAGUGCAGUCUCUCCUCUCCCUUUAGUGGCAGCACUCACUGACCCCCCCCCCCCCCCAACAAAGGACAGAGACCAACCUCUUGCCUCACUAGCAAAAGUACCUUUUUUUUUCAGUGCUGUUAUUUAUUGCUCAUAUUAGCGCAGAGGGAAGGGAAAGGGGAAUUUCCCCAACAGCAAGGCUCAAAUUAGUAAUCUCUACAAAACCCAAAGAUGGGUCUGCCUGUAGAGCAGAACUGGUCUGGGUUAAAUAGGUGAACUGGAUAAGGCAUUAGUUCUCCGUUCCUGCAUUACUACUUCCGAAGUCGCUGACAAAUGGCCAUAGCGCAGUUCUAGUUCAGCUGUUGGCUUUGGGUUCGUGUGUUUACUGUAAGGAUGCCCAGUACAAUAAGGAAGAAGGGUUGGUUCCCUCCUCCUAUUAUUGCAUGAAACUAAAGGGCAAUUGUCACAGCUCCAAAGCUUUUGUAUCAAGCGUUGUCUGCACAGAGCAAUCUCCCUAGCUACGGACUUGUUUCCCCUGCCGCAGGGCAGGGUGCUACUGCUUUUUUGGCACAAAAAGAGGCAAGUUAGUGGUGGAAAAUAAAACUCCAUCCUGGCUGAAACUGGUGUAGGCUGGUGUAGCUGGAAAGAGUCUCUGCAAACAACCCAAAAGGCAAGGGCUGGUUGUUCUGGUUUCCCAUGCAUCACUGUCCAGGGGAAAGGGGUGAGGAAUAAAACUCGCCAAACACCAAAGUGCAACUUUCUUUGUAAAAUAUGUUAAUAGUGGAUUUUUUCUGCAAUAAAGUUACAAAUGCCAAAGGUU